UAUCGCAAGAAUCACGGGAUCCGCCAUCUUUUCUUGUAUUCGUCUUCCGGAUUUGAUCUUUGCUUUGUGAUUCUCCUCCAGAUCGCAAAGAUGGCAGCAACAGGACCGUACAAUUACUCCUAUAUUUUCAAAUAUAUUAUAAUAGGUGAUAUGGGUGUUGGAAAGUCAUGCCUCCUUCAUCAAUUUACAGAAAAGAAAUUUAUGGCUGACUGUCCUCAUACAAUUGGUGUGGAGUUUGGAACAAGAAUUAUUGAAGUUGCUGGUCAAAAAAUCAAACUUCAGAUAUGGGACACGGCUGGACAAGAAAGAUUCAGGGCUGUCACAAGAAGCUAUUACAGGGGUGCAGCAGGAGCACUCAUGGUAUAUGACAUCACAAGGAGAAGUACAUACAAUCAUCUCAGUAGCUGGUUAACAGAUGCAAGAAACCUUACCAAUCCUAACACUGUUAUAUUUCUUAUUGGUAAUAAAUCAGACCUCGAUGCACAGAGAGAUGUCACAUACGAAGAAGCAAAACAAUUUGCAGAAGAAAAUGGUUUGUUAUUCUGUGAAGCUAGUGCAAAAACGGGUGAAAAUGUUGAAGAUGCUUUCCUAGAAACAGCUAAAAAGAUUUACCAAAAUAUUCAAGAUGGAAGUUUGGAUCUGAAUGCCGCCGAAUCAGGUGUCCAACACAAACCAAUGACAGGCCGGCCAGCCAAUGCUUUGAACACAGACCAACAGCCAAACCAAGACAAGUGUGCUUGUUGAUAAAUCCACAAUCCUCUUGUACAGUCUUUUACAAUGUAAUUAAGAAAAGCCUAAACUAAAACAAACCAACAUCUUCACAUCCCUUAGCAUAAAUAACACCAAGAUAAAGCCACCUGAAGAAAAUUCAACAUCUCAGUGGUGGGGGUAUACUCUAUAUUUUAUCUAAGCACCUUCUCUUGAGGUGUGUCAUCCCCCCUAUAAGCGAGUCUAUUCUCUUAAUAGUCAUAUUUUUCACAGUGGGGGGCUUUCCUUGUGUUUAAGAAUGUUACAUCAUGGUCUAGUACGGGUAUGAUUAUCAUUAAAUUUUGAUUAACCUAAUAAGGUCGAAUGCCAUGUCCAAUCUAGUUUCAAGAGUCAUUGGAGAGAAAAGCACUUCUCUCCCUGCCUGUGGGUGGCAUAGAUAGUYUUACAGAGUAAGUACCCAAGCUAGACCAUAAUGCAACAGGAGUAACAUCCAGUUUGAGCAAAUUCUAGAAAUUAGGAACUCUAUUUCUAUUAAAUCUAAUUAUAUUUCUCAA
Messenger RNA from Actinia tenebrosa (Australian red waratah sea anemone), 1262 nucleotides. RefSeq names its product ras-related protein Rab-14. The record is from RefSeq and is a predicted model, not a curated record. Gene Ontology annotation, molecular function: GTPase activity; GTP binding. Gene Ontology annotation, biological process: endocytic recycling; Golgi to endosome transport; phagosome maturation. NCBI's taxonomy places the organism in Eukaryota, Metazoa, Cnidaria, Anthozoa, Actiniaria, Actiniidae. Gene Ontology annotation, cellular component: trans-Golgi network; phagocytic vesicle; recycling endosome.